GGCGCCGCUGGGGCUGCUCGCCCGGCGCGCCGGGGGACGUGCGCGUGCUGGGGCUCAACCUGCUCGCCGACAGCAACAGGGCGAGGAGGAGUGGUCGGCCACGCCGCCAGCUGCGCUGCAGUGGGUGGCUCGGGCGUGGAGGCUGCUGGAGGUCAUGCUGGAGGCAGAGCCGGACCUGCUGUGCCUGCAGGAGCUGGACCACUUCGGCGACUUCUUCGCGAGGGAGCUCGGGGCGGCGGGCUACGGGGCCGUGCUCCGGCCCAGGCCCUGCCCGGCGGAGGACGCCACGGCGGUGCUCUGGCGGCGGGACGCCUUCCGCCUGCUGGGCCAGGACGACUCGCUGGACUACGCCGCCGUGGCAGUGCUGGAGGACCAGGGCCCGGCGCACGCCGGCCGGCGGCUCCUCGUCGCCAGCGCCCACCUGCGGUCCGGCAAGACGGCGGAGGCGGAGCGCGAGCGGGCGGCGCAGGUGGGCGCCCUGCUGGACCUGGCCGCCGAGCUCGCCGAGCGGUGGGCCGGAGGCCCAGGCGGGGCGGUGCCCCUCGUGCUCGGCGCGGACCUCAACGCCGUGCCGCAGGCCGACGGGAGGGCGGGCCCGCCGCUGGCCUACGGCGCCGCGCUGGCGCACCCGGUCGGGCUGCGGAGCGCGUACGGCGGGGCGUGCUGCCGGAGCGAGGGCGCCGAGAGGCUCGACCUGGGCGGCGGCGCGCUGGAGGCGCCGUACACGACCUGGAAGUUGCGCCCCAAGAAGGGCGAGAUCAGGCGCACAGUGGACUUCAUCUUCCACUCCGCCGCCGACCUGGAGGUCGCGGCGCUGAUGGAGCUGCCGCGGGCGGACGAGAUGCCGCCCGAGCGCCUGCCGACCUUCGCGUACCCGUCCGACCACCUGGCGAUAGCCGCGGACCUGCGCUACGCAGGGGGCGGCGGCGUUGACUUUGCCCGAUAGCCUCGCUGCAGGCGGUGCCGCUGGAGACCGCACCGCGACGGGGUGCACCAGGCAGCCCAAGAGCUGGGGAGUCAGAGAAUCACCUGGCGACGACCGACGGUUUCGGCGGCAAUGCCUGAUGUGAUGGAGCUCACCGUCCGCUCGUUCCGCAGCGGUUCCUGUCUGGGAUGCUGCCGUGUUCUGAGCAUUCGGUCUUCCGUGUCGCACGUCGCCGUUGGUCGCAUCCUCGCAGCACAGGGCAGCGGUGCGCUUGGUGACCGCGUGCGUCUCCUUCGUGAUGCUGUUCCCGCCGUGGAGCUACACAUCCAACGUCAACCUCCGACAUGGCCAACGAGAUGCAACAGACGUGCCCAUACUCAGGAGGCACGGGACCGAGCCUCCUCCUGGAUUGUAGGCUUCAGCGGACGAGUAAUCAUGAGAUGCGCCCCCCUCUGCCUGUUCAGCAGUCUUGUUGCCAACCUGGCAGCAGGUUCCGCGACAAGCUCAGACCGAUGCCAUGUCGUGCUGGUCGCUCUCUCUCUCUCUAUCUCUCUUUCUUCGGAGGACCCUCGAGGAGCAUCUCGGAUCGUCCUGUGGAAAGAUUUGCACGGGCGAAAGCGAAGAGUGCACGGGGCAUUGCCGUGCGAGCGAGGGCGAGCAGUUUGGGCGCUCUCGGCAGCGGCCGGGGCAAGGGCCGCGCCGCAUCGGGCGAAAACCGCGGGCAGCUGCGCGAGCAACUGGCCGAUUCCACGCUGG
Molecule: messenger RNA, 1681 nt
Organism: Prorocentrum cordatum
Lineage: Eukaryota; Dinophyceae; Prorocentrales; Prorocentraceae
Source: the annotation of a GenBank genome assembly